Messenger RNA from Fusarium graminearum PH-1, 684 nucleotides. RefSeq lists its product as uncharacterized. Gene Ontology annotation, molecular function: glycosyltransferase activity. The coding region runs from base 1 to 684 and encodes 227 amino acids. The transcript has a single exon. Gene Ontology annotation, biological process: protein N-linked glycosylation. NCBI's taxonomy places the organism in Eukaryota, Fungi, Ascomycota, Sordariomycetes, Hypocreales, Nectriaceae. The record is from RefSeq and is a predicted model, not a curated record. Gene Ontology annotation, cellular component: Golgi membrane.
AUGAUCCACGGAUACGAUUACCGUCUAGUACGAGCAGCCGACUACCCUGACCGUCACGGUACUUGGGUCAAACCUGCAAUUGCCAAGGAGGCCCUCAAGACACACGAUUUCGUCAUAUCUCUCGACUCUGAUGCAGUUUUCACUCAUCUCAAUUUGCCAAUAGAGUGGCUCAUGAACCUAUGGGACAUCAGGCCAGAAGAAACCUUGGUUGCCAUGGCUUAUGACCUUGACAUAAAGAUCGAUUAUGACACUCGAGGCAACCUAGUCCUCAACACCGGAUUUGUCAUAUCUCAAGCCAGCCAGCGCACCCAAGAAAUGUACGAGCGAUGGGAGGACUGCCCCAGGAGCAUUCCUGGUUGCGAGCAUUGGAAUUUCAAGUGGGCGCAUGAGCAGAGUGCCUUCUCACACUAUAUUCGUUAUGAGUUCAACAGAACGCACGACGUGAAGAACAUACCAUGCAGCCAUGCUAACGGUAACGAGUUUACGGCUGAAGGGCAAUGCAAGUGCCAAGGUAUUUUUGUGAGUCACAAUUGGAAGAGUAAGCAGAGAACACCAGAGUUGCUCAGUCGGAGUGUCAUGACAUCGCUAGCCCGGCGCAUACAUGGCCAGUUCCAAGACAACAUCCAUGACCUCUAUACGGAUUCGUCAGAUAAGACGUAUCCGUUGGAAGACAUUGGGAUCUAA